AUGAACUUUGAGGACGUGGCCAUAGUCUUCUCUGAGGAGGAGUGGGGGCUCCUUGAUGAGGCUCAGAGACUUCUGUACUGCAAUGUGAUGCUGGAAGUGUUUGCACUUGUCUCAUCUGCAGGUUGUUGCCAUAACACGGAUGACGAGGAGACCUGUUCUGAGCAGAGCGUAUCUGUACAAGGAGAGUCACAGUUCAGGUCGUGUAAGACAGAGCCAGCAACCCAGAGGACCCAUCUGUGUAAGCGGUGUUUCUCUGUAUUAAAAGACAUUCUGCACCUGACUGAGUCUCAGGCAACAGACUUUGAGCAGAAAGCCUUCUUCAAUGACACACGUGUGAGAGGCUUCUGUUUCAGUGCAAACCCUCGCCAGCAAAAGAGGGAAGCCAGUGAAGAGAAGCCCUGGAAAGAAGCUGUGAACAGGACCUCGUUUGUGACCAGGUGCAGCUUCUACUUAUCAGGGCUGCGUUCAUCCAGGAGGGAGGUUGGGGAAGACUUGCCAGCCAUCUCAAAGCUUCUCGAGCACCAGGCCCCUCUCGACACCAAGGAGCCACACAUUGGCAGUGAAAUUUCCCUGAAACAUCGCAGUGGAAAUCAUAACCAGUGGGGUCAAUGUGAAAAUACUGCCAGCAACAACCAGAAUGUUAUUCAACAGAGCCUCUACUUUGGGGGAGUAAAAUAUGAAUGUAACAAAUAUGGAAAUAUUUUUAGAGGAAUCUCUAGCCUCAUUCAACAUAGGAAAGUUCACAGUGGAGAAAAGUCAUAUGAGUGUAGUGAUUGUGGGAAGACUUUCAGUCAGAGGAACAACCUCACUGACCACCAGAGAGUUCACACAGGAGAAAAACCUUAUGAGUGCAGUGAAUGUGGGAAAUCUUUUAGAUGCCGUGGUCACCUUUUUACCCAUAGGAGAAUUCACACUGGAGAAAAACCUUAUGAGUGUAGUGAAUGUGGGAAGUCCUUCAGACAAAGAACUACCCUUACUAAUCACCAGAGAAUUCACACUGGAGAUAAACCUUAUGAAUGCAGUGAAUGUGGGAAAUCUUUUAGAAGUCAUAGUAACCUUUUUACCCACAAGAGAAUUCACACUGGAGAAAAACCUUAUGAGUGUAGUGAAUGUGGGCAGUCCUUCAAAAGGUGUACCCUCACUAAGCACCAGAGAGUUCACACUGGAGAAAAACCUUAUGAAUGCAGUGAAUGUGGGAAGUCCUUCACACAAAGGUAUACCCUCACCGAACACCAGAGAGUUCACACUGAAGAAAAACCCUAUGAGUGUAGUGAAUGUGGGCAGACCUUCAGACGAAGGAAUUGUCCCGGAAAUCGCUGCAAGCACCUCCGAGAUAAAGCCGCCUUCGAGUUCCGACCAAUGCCAGACAGUCCAGUUUCUCCCAUGAGGGAGGUUGAGGAAGACUUGCCAGCCAUCUCAGAGCUUCUCCAGCCCCAGGCCCCUCUCGACACUGAGGAGCCACCCAGUGGCAGUGAGAUUUCCCUGAAACUUCUCAGUGGAACAGGUCAUAAACAGUGGGGUCAAUGUGAAAAUGCUGCCAGCCACAACCAGAAAGUUGUUCAAAAGAGCAUCUGCAAGGGAGAAGUUAAUUAUGCAUGUAACAAAUCUGGAAAAAUUUUUAGAGGAAUCUCUAGCCUCAUUCGACAUAGGAAAGUUCACAGUGGAGAAAAGCCAUAUGAGUGUAGUGACUGUGGGAAGACCUUCAGAUAUAAGAGUAACCUCAAUCAACACCACAGACUUCACACUGGAGAAAAGCCCUAUGAGUGUAGUGAGUGUGGCAAGACUUUCAGUCACGGGUCCAACCUCACUGUACACCAGAGAGUUCACACUGGAGAAAAACCUUAUAAGUGCAAUGAAUGUGGGAAGUCCUUUAGACAAAUGUAUGCCCUCACUGAACACGAGAGAAUUCACACUGGAGAAAAACCUUAUGAAUGCAGUGAAUGCUCGAAAUCUUUUAGAUUACAUAAUAUCCUUUUGAACCACAAGAGAGUUCACACUGGAGAAAAACCUUAUGAAUGCAUUGAAUGUGGGAAGUCCUAUAAGGGAAGGUUUAACUUCACUGAACACCAGAGAGUUCACACUGGAGAAAAACCUUUUGAAUGCAGUGAAUGUGGGAAAUCUUUUAGAUGCCGUGGUAACCUUUUUAUACACAAGAGAGUUCACACAGGAGAAAAGCCUCAUGAAUGUAGUGAAUGUGGGAAAUCUUUUAGCAGAAAAUCUCACCUCCUUAGACACCUGAUUGUUCACAAUGGAGAAAAGCUUUAA
Myotis lucifugus (little brown bat) is the source of this 2265-nucleotide messenger RNA. Its product is annotated as zinc finger protein 345-like. The record is from RefSeq and is a predicted model, not a curated record. Gene Ontology annotation, molecular function: DNA-binding transcription factor activity, RNA polymerase II-specific; RNA polymerase II transcription regulatory region sequence-specific DNA binding. Gene Ontology annotation, biological process: regulation of transcription by RNA polymerase II. Lineage: Eukaryota; Metazoa; Chordata; Mammalia; Chiroptera; Vespertilionidae. Gene Ontology annotation, cellular component: nucleus.